Molecule: messenger RNA, 2538 nt
Organism: Tripterygium wilfordii
Lineage: Eukaryota; Viridiplantae; Streptophyta; Magnoliopsida; Celastrales; Celastraceae
Product: zinc finger MYM-type protein 1-like
Exons: 5
Coding region: 1-2538 (845 amino acids)
Molecular function (GO): protein dimerization activity
Source: RefSeq, a predicted model, not a curated record
AUGGGUUCUGGCCUUUCUGUUCGUCUGCUCUUCAUUCACUUUUGGAAUUUGGAUUCUGAGAUUUUCCUCCUGCACUCUGCAGCUCGACAACAUAUGGUUGACUGGUUUUAUAGCCUUACCAGAUUUUUGCCUAGUAAACAAAGAGGUGGCUCAACAUCUAAUGCUGAAGAAGAAACAAAUCCAUCAGUCCUGAGUGAUAAAGAAGAAGAACCAGUAGGUGAUAAAGAAGAAGAAAUUAGAGUAGGUGAUGAUGGUGAUCAAUAUGAGGAAAAAGAAAUUCUACCAAUAGGUGGUAAAGAAUUUGGGCCAUUAAACAUUUACGAUCCAGGAAAUUGGGAUAAUAUUAAUCAAAAGUUUAGGGACCUAUUAGUAGAAAAAGGUCCAAUUAGAAUUCUUGAUAUUGAUUUUGGUGUUGAUGACCUUGGUAGACAUUUUUCAUCUAAUUAUUAUGAACGUUUAUUCAAGCAAGAUCAUAACACUUCCCGAAUGACAACGGAUGGAUUUAAUGAUUGGAAACAUCUUAGUGAAAGACUUAAAGCUCAUGAAACUAGUAGUGAACACCUAGUUUGCAUGACCAAAUGGAUAGAAUUGCAAGUGAGGUUGAGAAAACUUGAAACAAUUGAUAAGAGUGUACAAGAACAAAUAGAUAGGGAGAAAGAGCAUUGGAGACAAGUGUUAAAAAGAAUAAUUGCCCUUGUAAAAACUCUUGCAAGAAACAAUUUAGCAUUUCGUGGUCAUAAGGAGAAGCUUUAUGAAGGGAGAAAUGAAAACUUUUUUAGUCAUGACGAACAAUUGUCUCUUAUAUUGCGAUGUGUAGAUGUUUCCGUCAAACCAAUAAAAGUGGAGGAAUUUUUUAUACAAUUUUUAAAGGUAGAUGAUACUUCGGGGCUAGGACUUUUUAAUGUGCUCAAAGAUAUUUUAAAUACCCUUGAUCUUGAUGUUGGUGACAUAAGAGGGCAAGGAUAUGAUAAUGGAUCAAAUAUGAAAGGAAAACACAAAGGUGUUCAAAAUAGGUUGCUUAUGGAGAAUCCUGGAGCAUUUUACACACCUUGUGGUUGUCAUAGUCUUAAUCUUACACUUUGUGAUAUGGGCAACUCUUGUGAAAGAGCCAUAUCUUUCUUUGGAGUUGUUCAACGCAUAUAUUCAUUGUUUGCAUCGUCUACAAAACGGUGGAAUAUUUUGAUGCCUUAUGUUGGAAAUCUAACACUUAAGCCAUUUUCUCAAACACGAUGGGAAAGUCGUGUUGAGAGUGUUAAAGCAAUACGAUAUCAAAGUCCACAAGUUAGAGAUGCUUUAAUUGACUUAGUUAAUACUAGUGAAGAUCCAAAGACAAAGAGUGAAGCCCAAUCCUUAGCAACAAAUGAAAUUGAGAGUUUUGAGUUCUUGAUUAGCUUGAUAAUAUGGUAUAAUUUAUUAUUUGCUGUAAAUACAGUUAGUAAAACCCUUCAAGCUGAAGAUAUGGAUAUUAAGAUUGCCGUAGAAAAGCUAAGAGGACUCAUCUUAUUUUUUGAACAAUAUAGAGAGACAGGAUUUGUGGAAGCCAUAAUUGAAGCUAAAGAAAUAGCUAGUGCAAUGGAUAUUGAACCUGUUUUUAAAACAAAACGACUAAUUCGAAGAAAAAGACAAUUUGAUGAAAUUAACAAUGAAGAUUUAAUACGUUCAGUCGAGGAGUCAUUUAGAGUUGAUUACUUUCUAUACAUAGUGGACAAAUCUAUUUCUUCUUUUAGAAGUAGGUUUGAACAACUUCAAUUAUAUGGAGAGACUUUUGGAUUUUUGUUUGAUUUGAAGAAGUUACAUUCUAUUGAUAAUGAAAGUUUGAUAUCGUAUUGCACUAAACUUGAGAAUUUUUUGAAGUGUGAUAAUCUUUAUGAUAUUGAUGCAAGAGAUUUAGCUUUAGAAUUAAAAGUUUUGUGUAACAUCUUUCCUGAAGAAGUAAAAAAACCUAUUGAAAUAUUAAAUCAUUUGCAAAUGCUUGAUGGUGGUUUUCGAAAUACAUGGAUUGCAUAUAGAAUAUUGUUAACUAUUCCAAUAACGGUAGCCUCCGCAGAGAGAAGCUUUUCAAAGUUGAAAUUGAUAAAAUCAUAUCUUCGGUCCACCAUGUCACAAGAAAGGUUAAAUGGGUUAGCUAUGUUGUCUAUUGACAGUGAUUUGGUGGAAAAGGUUGAUUAUAGUAAUAACAGGUCAAUCCCCGAUAGGGCUUCGAGCCCAGGUCAUUCUCGGGAUGAUCUUCGGGUUGGUCUCGGGAUGGGCUUCGGGGUCAAGUCAAUCCUGAAACUGUCUCUUGGGUCAGGUCUGUCUCGGGAUAGACUUCAGGGUUGGUCGGUCUCAGGACGGGCUAAAGCCCCGAACCUAGGUCUGUCCCGGGACAAUCAUCAAGGUCAGGUCGGUCUCGUAUUAGGCUUCGGGGUUGAGUUUGCCCCAGGACGGUCUUCAGGGUUGAGUCACUUAGGACUGGCUAUGGGCCUGGGUCAAACGCUGGGCGGGCUUUGUGGUUGGGUCGAUCCAGGCACGGUCUUCGAGGUCGGAUCGAUCCCGUGA